AAUAUGGCGGUCAGUUCGAAAAACAGAUUAGUGCAGAAACACUGUCGUAUAGAUAUGUAAUUUCUUAAUACAGAAGUUUAAGAGCAACUGAAACAUGCAAUGGGAACUGAAAAGGACGCCUGUUUCUUCUGAUUCUAUCAAAAUGUACUAGGCUCGGGCUUGGAUAUAGAAGGGAGGUUGAAUUUUGGAGGUUACAAAUUUAUGUACAAAAUCAUACAUAAUUUGACAACUAUGGAUGAGUUGGUGGAAAAAGCACAGAUCUUCCUGGAUAUACUUAAAUCUGCACGGGGAACAGGUGCUGCUGACUGGACCAGGGAGGACCUGGAGAGAGCGUAUGGUUGGGCCAGGUACUUUGAACAGGCCUAUGCCACGGUUACAUCAAAACCUCAAAUAGCUGAGAGACUUGACAGGAAGCUAAAAGUGCUGGCCAGCACUGAAGCAUCACCACUGGGGCAUCAGCAGUUUUCUCUUCAACUUCUUGGAGAUGCCAAACAAUUUGUGGAUCAAGCUUUAAUGCAAAACUCCCAUCUUCCUCCAAUGCUGUACUCUGUAGUCUUACAAAGAUGUGGACAGAGCCAAACACAGGAUGCUGUUGCCUUCUCCCAGCUUCAGUCUGCAGUACAGCUUGUUGGCCACAUGAGAGAGCUGUUAAACACGAACCACAACAAUUUGUUCCAUUCAGGUCCUGCCAAUGAUUGCUGCCAGGGCCGGGACAUCCAAGUUGAGACAGAUGCCUCACUUCUCCUCCAGUUCAUAAACCUACAUCUUGCAGAAAGUGCACAGACACAAAGAACGAAACAAGCCAUUGGUAGAAAACUGCAGGAAAUUGUUCUACACCAGCAAGGAUGGGAGACAGUCUUAACUGCAAUGGUCCUGAGUGUGGAAACACAUGAAACAACGUCAGCUGGACCCAAUAUAGAUGUAGAAUCCAACCCAAUCAGCAAGUUCUUACUCCAGUGGGUGUUACAACAAACAGGACAUAACAGGUUCAUGUUUCAGGUGCAGACUUCAUUACUGGUGAAGGUGGCUGCUAUCUACUUCAGUUUCUACAAGGCAUAUCUGUCAUAUCUAGUGGAGUGGGGGAAGGACAUGGUGGUGAUGGAACAGGCACAGCAGGGCAGAACCUGGAGACAUAGGACUGGGGAAGACCAGUACUCGUUUGACCAGCUUCUGUCUCAUGUGUUAGGUCUACUGCAAGGCCCUCCACACGUGGCAACAGCAACUCUGAAGUCUCUCCAGUCCCUCCCUGCACCUGGAACCAGCCCCACCAACCGUUCCAUCUGGGAGGAGAUACUCCAAACACCUCAGAUCAUUUCCAUUAUUCAGACCAAAAACUUACAGGAAUAAAGAUGCUGUCUUCAACUUGACAUUAAAGCACCUAUCUCAACAAUCAAUCUGUACCAUAAGCAAAAUGCCACAGUUACAUGCAUUGAUUAUGCACUUAAAACAAACUUCUAUUUUUCAAGUCAAUUGUAUCUAUCUACUGUAAACGUCUUGUACAGAAAAAGUAUUCUUGACUACAUGAAUGCACAGAAUAAAAACUGCAGUUACGGGUAACUUUAGGGUAAUUUAUUUCAAGACAAGGAAAUGUAUUACAGGGAAAAACAUGAUGGUUCAAUUGAAAAGUCUGGUAAUGUUUCAUAGUUCCUUUUUCUUCCCAGUUAUGUUUACUAUGAAUCUUUGGUGAAAGUAUAAUAGUUAGGAAUUUGUUGACCAGUUACACAGUAAUGCCACAACCAUUGCUUACAUGUACUCAACAAGCAGCACUCUCGGAUUAUUUAUUUGCUUUUGUAUUCAAGAUGGUACAGUAGUUGGCUAUGUUGGGGUUUCUGUAGUACCUAUAUGGUACGUCCAUACUGGUGGGAGAUAGUCCUUCAAAUAAACAUGUGUAUAAUGUCAAUACAUAUACAACUUUACCUGGCAACUCUAGGUUUAAACAUCCAGCAUGGCCGACUAUGCUUAUGUCACAGUGCAAACACCCCAUAUGUCUGUUAUGGCUGUUCUUCCUUGCCUUUGAAAGCUACAAUCAUAGAUGGGAAGAUUUCUUA
Branchiostoma belcheri (Belcher's lancelet) is the source of this 2048-nucleotide messenger RNA. RefSeq lists its product as uncharacterized. Gene Ontology annotation, cellular component: Fanconi anaemia nuclear complex. Lineage: Eukaryota; Metazoa; Chordata; Leptocardii; Amphioxiformes; Branchiostomatidae. The transcript has 9 exons. Gene Ontology annotation, biological process: interstrand cross-link repair. Bases 202 to 1347 code for a protein of 381 amino acids. The record is from RefSeq and is a predicted model, not a curated record.